Molecule: messenger RNA, 407 nt
Organism: Scutellospora calospora
Lineage: Eukaryota; Fungi; Glomeromycota; Glomeromycetes; Diversisporales; Gigasporaceae
Source: the annotation of a GenBank genome assembly
AUAGUUUUCAAAAUCUUCCAAACCUUCAUAUAAGUCAACACAUAGUAGAUAAUGCAUACCAAUAUGCAACAUGCACUAAUACAGCAGUUGGUACAAAAGAAAUAGUGCAUAGAAUUUUCAAGUUAAUUGUACCACAUACAAACAAAAAAAAUCUUGAACUUAACUUGUUGAAACAAGUUAAUACUUUACAAAUAUUAAGAUACUUAGCUGAUGGAGGAAUAGAUGACUGUUGGUGUAUUGAUAAUAAUAACUUGUUAAUACAUGCAUUACAAGAACUUGAUCAAGUUGAGUCUAAUAGCAACUAUCAAUAUAUAAAAUUUUGUAUUGGUGAAGCAGUAAAAACUACUUUGUUAGAUAAUGAACAACUUGCAUUUGGAAUUGUUAAAGUGAUAAUUGAACAUACAUGA